Aspergillus puulaauensis is the source of this 888-nucleotide messenger RNA. RefSeq names its product exosome non-catalytic core subunit RRP45. The record is from RefSeq and is a predicted model, not a curated record. Gene Ontology annotation, biological process: nuclear mRNA surveillance; TRAMP-dependent tRNA surveillance pathway; exonucleolytic trimming to generate mature 3'-end of 5.8S rRNA from tricistronic rRNA transcript (SSU-rRNA, 5.8S rRNA, LSU-rRNA). The coding region runs from base 1 to 888 and encodes 295 amino acids. NCBI's taxonomy places the organism in Eukaryota, Fungi, Ascomycota, Eurotiomycetes, Eurotiales, Aspergillaceae. The transcript has 3 exons. Gene Ontology annotation, cellular component: cytoplasmic exosome (RNase complex); nuclear exosome (RNase complex).
AUGAACAAAGAAGCACCGCUCUCGAUUGCCGAGCGCGAUUUCAUCCUCGAUGCGCUCCGUGAGGACGUGAGGCUGGAUGGCCGCAAGGCCGAUCAGCUCCGUCCGCUCAAUCUCUCGUUUGGCGAAGAAUAUGGCCAUGUGAAAGUACAGCUUGGAAAGACGAGCCUUAUCGUUCGGAUAUCCGCCGAAGUUGGAAAACCCCACGAUGACCGACCGUUUGAUGGUAUUUUCAAUAUUGCUAUGGAGUUGACGGCGAUGGGAUCCCCAGCCUGGGAGAAUGGCCGACAAGGGGACCUGGAGACAUACGUUACGAACGUAUUAGAUCGUGUUAUUCGUCACUCGAACGCUUUAGAUACAGAAUCUCUCUGCAUCCUCAAAGGUGUCAGCUGCUGGACAAUACGUGCCGAUGUCCACAUUACCGAUUACGACGGAAAUCUGAUCGACGCAUCCUGCAUUGGUAUCAUGGCCGGGCUACAGCACUUCCGCCGUCCAGAUGCCGUGGUGAAGGACGGACAGGUGAUUGUUUACGGAGUGGACGAGAGAGUUCCCGCGCCCUUGAACAUCACCCACAAGCCGCUUUCGGUCACUUUCCAUACAUUUGACGACGGAAAGCAGGUUGUUCUCGAUGCGACGCGGAAGGAAGAGCAAGCGUCCGAGGCAGACGUAGUGAUUGGGAUGAACAAUGCUGGUGAUGUCUGCUACCUCUCCAAAUUCUCAGGCUCCCCGGUGGACGCCCUGGUGUUUGUGACGAAGACGACGGUCGCGCUGGAGACAGUUAAACAGAUCAACACCAUUAUCGACAAGGCCCUACAGGGUGACCUUGCGAAACGGGCCAAGGGUGGCCUCGCAGAGCAAGCUAGAGCAGAGAACGAUCGCCCUGUCGCGUAG